Molecule: messenger RNA, 1585 nt
Organism: Triticum dicoccoides
Lineage: Eukaryota; Viridiplantae; Streptophyta; Magnoliopsida; Poales; Poaceae
Product: mitotic checkpoint protein BUB3.3-like
Exons: 9
Coding region: 353-1321 (322 amino acids)
Molecular function (GO): protein binding
Source: RefSeq, a predicted model, not a curated record
CCAUCCCGCGCCCAGGUCGACCCAAAUUCAAUUCACCCGACGCGCCCGCCGUCGCGCAUCCCGUUCAUCCCCAACCGCCGCCGCACCCUCUGGAGGCAAGCCAACCUCCGCCUGCUCCGUCUCCUUCCCCGCCACUCCGGGGGACGCCGCGGCCGACGGCAGCGCUCCGGCUCGGCGCAACUCCUCCGCGCGCCCGCCUGCGCCCGCCGUCUCUUCCAUCGCUGUGGGACGCCGCAGCCAGCUGUUCGGGGGAAGGUAGCGGCAAGAAGCGGCGGCGCUGCCAUCUUCCCAGGAGCGCGCCGGGAGAACUCAAAACUCCCAAACCCUCGCUCCUACUUUCUGAGACCGCGCGAUGGCGAGGCGAGGGCUGGCGGCUGGCGCCGGCGCCGUCUCCAGGGUUCGAUUCGCGCCGUCCUCUAACAACCUCAUAGUCUCCUCCUGGGACUCGGGGAUGCGGCUGUACGAUGCAGACAAAUCCAUUCUCCGGCUGGAGGCGAAUUCUGAGGCAGCACUUCUGGACUGCUGUUUCAAAGAUGAGUCUGCGGCCUUCGCAGGCGGUUCGGAUGGAUCUGUAAUAAGGUAUGACUUGAAUUCAGGGGCUCAAGAUACAGUGGGUCUGCAUGACGAUGUGGUUGUCAGCACUGAGUUCUCCCAGAUUACUGGUCAACUGGUAACUUCUAGCCUUGACAAGAAGUUACUUUUCUGGGAUACACACACAAGAAGUGUAAACCCUAACCACACUUUCAUGUUAGAUUCAGUGGUGGUAUCACUUUCAGUCUGUGGCAUGUAUAUAUUAGUCACAGUUGAGAGUGAUGUUUACUGGUAUGACAUGAGGAAUUUAACAGGGCCGAUUAAGGCAAAAGAUUCCCCCUUGAAGCAUCAUAUACGGUGUCUUUGUGCUUCUGCAGAGUGGAAUGGUUACGCGGCUGGAUAUAUGGAUGGAACUGUUGCGUUGAAGUAUUUUGACCAUAAAGUAGACAAUGACAUGGGAUAUACAUUUCGAUGUCAUCCAAGAUCAAAAGAUGGAACAUCCAGUUUAGUUCCCGUAAAUAGUAUAGCAGUUCAUCCAUCCAAGCAAACUUUUGUUACUGGAGAUAAUGAAGGAUAUGCCAUUGCCUGGGAUGCUUUUAAAAAAAAGAAGCUGCUUGAGUUUCCUAGCUUUUCGGGCAGUGUGGCGUCGAUGGCGUAUAACCAUAGUGGCCAACUCUUGGCUGUUGCUUCAAACUAUACUCAUCAAGGAGCAGACAGAGUGUUGGAGGUGGAGGGGCACCAGAUAUUUAUCGAAACGAUGCGGGAUUCCAAAAGGAAAAAGUCUCCCUGAGAGUAGAAGCUCUCUUCUUACCCAGACCGGUCCAGCCUACUUCUUGUACAACUAAUCAAGCCUGCGACUGUAGCCUCCCCCCUAACAUUAUUGAGCCGGGCAGAGUAGCAUUCAUGCCAUCAUAUGUUGUGUUGUGUUUUGUUGUAUGCAUGUUUAGGCAUUCAUGCCAUCUUUUGAUUGCUAUACACCUGGUGUGCCUUGCCUUGACUGGAGCAACGAUUGUAGUAUUUUAUAAUUUAUAUGCAGUUGUGUAGAGUUGUGAUA